GGUCCUUAUACUUAGUACCAUGACAAAAUAAAUCAUGCUUAGUACUAAAUAUAAGGUCUAUGUUCGGCCCAUGAGAAUAUCAGUGAUUCGGAUUAUUUGGACAUUGGCACCAAGAUGGUCUACCUUGAUCAAUGAUCGGCAUCUUUGCAUAUCACAGACCACAGUCCACAGUAUCACACUAUCUGACCAUUAGUUUAGGAGUGUUAUCACGACGGUUAUGAGUGGUCGUCAUUCGUCCGUGUCCCGUGACGAAAGACGAUGUUGAAAUGUCGAAUGUUUUUCAAAAUUUGAUCGGACGGCACCGGCUUCCUCAGGCCUCGACCGUGCUCACGAAUUAUUUGCGACAAACUAACGAGCCACCGUGGACUUCAUUUUUCAUUAAAUACACUUCGGUGAUCGACGACCAAAGGGGCCGGUCGCACUUCAAUUGGAAAACUGGUGACUCAAACUAUCACAUUUUACGUUCCGGCUGUUUCCCAUACAUAAAGUACCAUUGCACCAAAAGGCCAUACGAAGACCUGCUAGUAGAGGACCGAUUGUUUAAUAUUUUAAAGAUCGUCAACCUGGGUAUACCAUUGCUUUUGUAUGGGCUUUUGUAUGGUUUAUCUGCUGUUUUUAUGAUUUCAUAUAAAGAAAUAGUGAAGACACCUGAAGGAGAUGUUUAUGUUUAUUUUCUUUUAAAAGAAGAUAAGGGUUCAACACAUUAAAACAAUUUCAAUAUAGAUAGUAUGUUUUAGACAAAACUGAAAUAAAUGUUGUAACUUUAUAAA
This is a messenger RNA of Metopolophium dirhodum (rose-grain aphid), 770 nucleotides long. RefSeq lists its product as uncharacterized. The transcript has 2 exons. NCBI's taxonomy places the organism in Eukaryota, Metazoa, Arthropoda, Insecta, Hemiptera, Aphididae. The coding region runs from base 267 to 707 and encodes 146 amino acids. The record is from RefSeq and is a predicted model, not a curated record.